CCCAAAACCAACAAUGGCUUUCCUUGGUCCCCGCCCGCUGUUACCCAUAACUCCCCCACCCCGGCCAGCAACUCAACCAACACACGCAGCUGACAACAGCUUUUUUUACAUAAUUCAUUUAAUCUGUAAUCUGUACAAAAUACAAACCCUGUGUAAGAGUCGCAAAAAUAGAUUGAGCUCGUUGAUUAUAUUAAGCCUCCACCGAAAUACAGGAAGGAUCUUUUAUCAGUACGUCGCCACACACCCGCUCAUAAUCUCACCAGAAUGAAAGAACAAGGACGGACGAUCCAUGGCCACAAACACAUGGUUGUUUGGGUAUACACCACUCGGCACUGUUUCCAUACUCUGAGGGAACCGCGUUACACAAAAGCCACGAUGGAACUUACGAUGGCACAGCAAAGAUUCUUCUUUUUGAACACAUUUUUAGAACCCCACAAGUCCAAAAGCGUCGAAAAGAUUCCUUAUCCGGCAUCUAACCCCCCCCCAUCUCUCCCUCUGAAAUUCCGUCAUGUAGUUCUCCUUCCAUCAGUCAUGUGCUGCCACUCAUCUCGCACUCUCGUUCUCUCUUCCUUGACUACGGAUGCUAGGAUAUUCACAUUUGUUUCCAUGACAACAAUGUUGUUGUCUCCCACUUUAAUGUUUCCAAAAAAAAAGAAAAGUGUCAACAAGAUCAAAUAUUUACAUUAUUGCAUCAAGCCUGAAAUCAACAGCGUGAUCGACGCUUUCCAACUCCGGGCAUACCAAAUGAAGGGUGUAAUAGAAAGGGAGGAAAUCCAUCCAGCCACCAAUGUUAGGUUAUAUUCAACCUUACAUGAUAGGCUGUUGAGAAAAAUGGACGGUGUGAGGGGGGAAGUGAAGAAAAAAGAACAGAAUAGCUUUUCGGUUGGACGAAAAGUUUAAUCCAUGUCGUAACAUACCAACUACUAAUAGCUAUGCUGCUGCAUUAGAAGACAAGAAGAACCAGAAGAUGAAAGGCAUUGAGGCUAUACUUUUAUUUUGAUGGGUACUGU
Molecule: messenger RNA, 1010 nt
Organism: Zychaea mexicana
Lineage: Eukaryota; Fungi; Mucoromycota; Mucoromycetes; Mucorales; Lichtheimiaceae
Exons: 1
Coding region: 265-900 (211 amino acids)
Source: RefSeq, a predicted model, not a curated record